AUGUCACGAGUGGAACAUCAGUGGCCCAGGAGCUCACUAAACCCAAAGUAUCGUUGUAUGCCGGGUGAAUUUAUGUACAAAGGAAACCUCUGGCCCUCAUGGACAUCUGAGAAGAACAUCAAGAGUGUUGAGGACCAAUUCGUGUUCCUCCCGACAGAUAUCAUUCUGAGUGGCUAUCCAAAGUCCGGAAUCACAUUCCUAUCCGAAAUAACUUGCCUGUUGCAUUUCAGUCACGGGAAACUGGAGUAUCUACAAUCUGCUAUUGAGAAAGUUGAGAAAUCCCAGGUGUACUUCAGGGUACCCUUUAUUGAGGAGGAGUGGACUGGUCUCUUUCCGACGAUGACCGAUAAAGUCCAGGCGAUGGAAUAUCUGGAUUGUUUGCGACAACAGCAAUGUGGGAAUCAGCCGCGGUUGAUUAAGACACACUUGCCAUUUGACAGCAUUGAAUGUGCGCUGAAUCGGCUGGAGCGGAACCUGAGGCCACGCAUUCUGUACGUCUACCGAAAUCCGAAAGAUGUGGCCGUUUCAAUGUAUAAUUUCUAUUGUGGUCUCCAAAACUACGGACCCUUUGAAGGAGAUUGGGACGAAUUUUUCGAAAUGUGGAUUGAUGGAUGGAUAGGUGGUGGUGACUGGCGCAAAGUUGUUCCACCGUGGUUGAAACAGGCUGAAAUUUCCGAACCCACUCAAAUGUUAGCCAUCAGCUAUGAACAGUUAGUGAACGACACUGAGGCCUGUGUGAACAACAUUCACCACUUUCUUCUCCCAGAAACUGAUUUGGAACCCACAGUGCGACAAGUCAUCUUGGAACGUACCUCCUUCGAUAAAAUGCGUGAGAACAAAAUGACGAAUUACAAGGAUGUAGAAGAGUUCAUUCCUUCCUUCCAAUUCAUGCGUCGUGGAUGUGUCGGCGACUGGAAGAACUGGUUUAGUCCCGAACAAAACUCUAGAUUCAUGGCAGCAUACAAAGACACGUUGGAAGAUCUGGAACAGUUCGCACACUCGCAUGCUAUACGUUUUGAA
Opisthorchis viverrini is the source of this 1020-nucleotide messenger RNA. RefSeq lists its product as hypothetical. Gene Ontology annotation, cellular component: cytoplasm. NCBI's taxonomy places the organism in Eukaryota, Metazoa, Platyhelminthes, Trematoda, Opisthorchiida, Opisthorchiidae. The transcript has a single exon. Gene Ontology annotation, molecular function: sulfotransferase activity. Gene Ontology annotation, biological process: sulfation. The record is from RefSeq and is a predicted model, not a curated record. The annotation marks the transcript as partial.